Messenger RNA from Carassius carassius (crucian carp), 1846 nucleotides. Its product is annotated as C3a anaphylatoxin chemotactic receptor-like. Gene Ontology annotation, molecular function: complement receptor activity; G protein-coupled receptor activity. Bases 780 to 1787 code for a protein of 335 amino acids. Gene Ontology annotation, cellular component: plasma membrane. The transcript is spliced from 2 exons. Gene Ontology annotation, biological process: chemotaxis; positive regulation of macrophage chemotaxis; phospholipase C-activating G protein-coupled receptor signaling pathway. Lineage: Eukaryota; Metazoa; Chordata; Actinopteri; Cypriniformes; Cyprinidae. The record is from RefSeq and is a predicted model, not a curated record.
UUGAUAUAUACAUAAACCAAAAAAAUAAGUUGAAUGUUGAAAACCUGUCCUGUGUGAACAACCUCUAAAGUCAUAUGUUUAUGUUAAAUGAUAAGGAAAUAAAGUAGUAUUUUGACUUCUUAAUCCACUAUUUGCUUGUCUGCUUUUACUUGUCCAAGCCUUCAUUUGCAGCUUUGCAAUUAGAAUAUGCAAUUAAUUUGAAUAAAUUUUUUUAUUUUCAAUCUAAAAACAAACCAUCAUUAUGCACAAUGCAAAUGGCUUCCUGAUGCAAGGUAGCGUUCAUUAAUCUUCAUAACGACUUGUACUAAUCUUGUACAGUUCUUAAUGUUUUUGAAAUUCUCUGUGACUAAUAAACAUUUUUGUUUUGACUGCAAUUAUGACACCAUGAGUUACACAGCAGAACAAAUUUCAGCAUCCUCCCACAAUGGUAAACGCGGUAGAGAUGUAUAACUGAGAUGAUUUUUUAUUAUUAUUUUUUUUUUUUAGCUCAAACCAGCUUAUCGCUAAAUACCAGAUAAACUGAGCAGUUCUGAAUAAGGUUCUUGUUAAGUGUGGCUGUCGACAGUCUCAGUCCUUUGAAUUUUUUUUGUUUGUUUUUUUUGUUUGUUUUUUGCAUUUUACAGAGGAACUUGGUGUUAAAAUGUUUGGGCAAUAGUUCGGUCUGCACUUAUCAGCAAACAACACAGCAGCAGAAGUUGAUUUCUUAAGCAUUGCAAAGGGCAUUGUGAGGCUUAAUUUGUGAGAAUUCUGCUUCCUAUUCAGUUAUAAUAGAAGUCACAAUGACUCCAACUGGAUAUCCAAAUUAUGAUGAGUUUUUACAAGCAUUAACUAAAGUGCAACUUCAUGAGGACUUACAUCCUGGAUACUGCAGGGAAGCAGCAUGUGUAAUCACAGUGAUCUUUAAUGUGAUCAUAUUCCUUCUUGGCAUCACUGGAAAUGGUGCAGUGAUCUGGAUUACUGGUUUUAAGAUGAAGAAGUCAGUGAACAGCACUUGGUACCUGAGUCUGGCUUUGUCUGACUUCACUUUCUGUGCUACUCUUCCUUUCACCAUUGAUUACAUGGUUAAGAACAGCUGGAGCUUUGGGCUCUUUCUGUGCAAGUUCAACUCUUUUGUUAUGACCCUCAAUAUGUACAGCAGCAUUUUCAUCCUGGUCAUCAUAAGUGUGGAUCGCUGCAUCACCGUCAGGUUUCCUGUCUGGGCCCAGAAUCGACGCACUGUAAAGAAAGCUUCGUUAGUUGUUGUGCUGGCUUGGUUUGUGUCUUCUUUGCUUAGCAUUCCAUCUGCCACAUUCAGAGAGAUUCUAAAUGAAUCACCAGAGCAAUGCUAUAGCAAUUAUGAGGAUCACCACAAAACCGUCGUGUUCAUGCGCUUUAAUUUUGGGUUUUUGAUUCCGUUCCUGACUAUUUUCAUCUGUUACACCAUCUUGAUCCAUAAACUUAGAUCAAACCAAAUGUCCAAAUCCACCAAGCCCUACAAGAUCACCACAUUACUGAUCGCAACUUUUUUUAUCUGUUGGUUGCCAUUUCAAAUAGUUUCUGUUUUAGAGUUGGACAGAUCUGAGCACAACUCCACCUUUAAAACAGCUCAACAAGUAUCUGGUACUCUCGCCAGUGCAAACAGCUUUCUAAACCCAUUCCUCUAUGCAUUCAUGGCCAAGGACUUAAAGAAGAAAUGCUAUUCCUUUCUUUCGAAGAUUGAGAGCGCCAUUGAUGAAGAAAGCCGAAGUGCUUUCAGAGCUACUUCAGUUACCAGUGCUGCAGAUAACGGACUUUCCACUGCUGUCUGAAAUUUUAACACGUGUCAUGGACUAAAUCUAUUUCUCUUUAUUCCCUUCCAAAUGUGGUU